Dendronephthya gigantea is the source of this 647-nucleotide messenger RNA. Its product is annotated as thioredoxin, mitochondrial-like. The transcript is spliced from 4 exons. Gene Ontology annotation, cellular component: cytoplasm. Gene Ontology annotation, molecular function: protein-disulfide reductase activity; oxidoreductase activity, acting on a sulfur group of donors, disulfide as acceptor. The coding region runs from base 132 to 551 and encodes 139 amino acids. The record is from RefSeq and is a predicted model, not a curated record. Lineage: Eukaryota; Metazoa; Cnidaria; Anthozoa; Malacalcyonacea; Nephtheidae.
AACUGGAACGUGGGAGCCAUGGAUGUUGCAAAUUGCAAAACACAACAAAUAUUUUUUUGAUCAUUUUGCCAGAUUCUCGUCCUAUUUUUUUUAUUUUCUCCCGCCUUUUGCACCAGUUCAACAGCUCUGUUAUGGCUCAUCGAUUAGUCUCUCAUCACCGAGCAUUUUUCUCACCAAGACACCUUGCUGGUGUUUCACAGUACAUCUCAACAACAGCAGCAAGGAAUUAUGAAGUGAAGGACUACUUUGAGUUCACUGAGAAAGUUUUGAAGUCUAAAAAACCUGUUCUGGUUGAUUUUCAUGCAACAUGGUGUGGUCCAUGUAAACAGCUAGCCCCUAAAUUGGAUUCACUUAUUGAUAUGAAGGAUGGUGCUGUAGAACUUGCUAAGGUUGAUAUUGAUGAGAAUGCUGAAUUAGCUAUGAAUUAUGGGGUUACAGCUGUACCGACUGUUCUUGGAGUUCGGGAUGGCAAAGUUGUUGACAGAUUAGUUGGCCUGGGCAAUGAUGAACAGCUAGAAAAUCUUGUGGCUAAAAUCACUAAUGGUGACUGACUACUAGCCAAGUUUUGAUGCCCAAUUGUGUAAAGUUUGUAAGUGAUAUAUCAAAUAUAUAAAUAAUAGACAAUUGUGCAAAUGAAAUUUUUACUA